Closterium sp. NIES-65 is the source of this 1605-nucleotide messenger RNA. Lineage: Eukaryota; Viridiplantae; Streptophyta; Zygnematophyceae; Desmidiales; Closteriaceae. The record is from the annotation of a GenBank genome assembly.
AUGUGCGUCGCGGGGAGCAUCAGCCUUCGGACGAACGUGCGACUCGACCUCUUAAAAUCAAACCUCUCUGAAAGGGAACCUAUCAGAACAUUAGACCUUCCUUCAGGUUCCGAGUCGCUACAGCAGCUCAGUCCGUCCCCGAAGCUCCUGCAACAGCCGCCGGGAAUCCCGCCGCAAGACCCGCAGCAAGACCCGCCGAAAUGGCUGCCGCAACAGCCAUCGCCGCAGGCCGAGCCGGAUCGCCUCGUACUGUCCUCUCCCUCCACUAACGCGUAUAUCAGCUGGCCAAUCGCGAGCCUCCGCCGCGUCGCGCGCGCACAUCCCGCCGCAUUCCCCGCGCCCACCCCGCUUUCACCUUCCAGUCUACCGGAGGAGCACCAUGCCGCGUUCGAGGAGCUCCUAGACGCGGGAGACGGCGUCGCGUCGCUAGGAGGACCGUCCGAGCGCGCUGGCGUACAAGCCUUCCUGUUCCUGCUGUCGCGAAUCGUUGGGCUCCAGCCCGCCCUCGUUACAGUCACAUCCGACAUCCCUCCCGGCGCGGGUCUCGGCUCGUCUGCUGCCUUCUCCACCGCCCUGGCCGCCGCCAUGCUCUCUGCUGCUGGCUCCAUCACACCCACGCCCUCGCUACAGUCACCCUCGUUACCAUCAUCCUCGUUACAACCACCCUCCGCACGCUCACCUUCGGUAGAGCGGCAGUCAGCGGGCAGGGGGGCGGGCGGGAGGGAACCGGCAGAGGUGGGGGAGGAGGGGAAGCGGGUGGUGAGCGGGUGGGCGUAUGAGGCGGAGCAGAUCAUUCAUGGGAAGGCAUCUGGCGUGGACAACCAUGUGUGCUGCCAUGGCGGCAUAACGUCCUUCCAGCAGGGCAAGGCGCACCCCAUCCCCUGUGCUCUGCCGCUCUCCCUGCUGCUCACCAACACGCGAGUCCCUCGCAGCACGAGCGCGCUCGUGUCAGGAGUGGGUGCGCGCCUGGCAGCGCAUGCCGACAGUGUGACAGCCGUGCUGCAAGCCAUGCACCAUGUGGUCCUGCAGGCCUCCCAGCUGCUACAGCAGCAGCAGCAGCAGCAGGGAUCCGAAUCAAGAGCAGCGAGUGCCAGCCACACCAGAGAGGCAAAUGCCAACGGUGCAGGAGCAGUGGCACAGUUAGCAGCAGCAGCUGCCGGUACUGAGUCCAUGGCGAACAAUGCAGCACCGGAAGAACCAGUGGCAGCAGCAGCCGCAGCAGCAGCCGCAACAGAAGUUCUAUAUGCAGUGCAAGCAAGAGAAUCAAAAGAAGAAGAAAAAGAAGGAGAAGCAGCAGCAGCAGCAGCAGCGGACCCCUCCGGUGCUGUCUAUGCGUCCCUGUGCACGCUCGUGAGCAUGAAUCAGGGCCUGCUGAGCGCUCUGGGAGUGAGCCAUGGCAGCAUUGACACAGUGUGCAUGGCAUCAGCGCGCUAUGGGCUGUGCUCCAAGCUCACAGGGGCCGGGGGAGGCGGGUGUGUGAUCACGCUGCUACCACCAGGAGCAGAAGACAAUACAGUGAGGGGCUUGCAAAACGAGCUUCAGGAUUUGCAUGGAUUUGAUUGUUUUAAAGUGUGCCUGGGUGGUGAAGGAGUGAUGCUGUGCUGA